Messenger RNA from Angiostrongylus costaricensis, 1602 nucleotides. Lineage: Eukaryota; Metazoa; Nematoda; Chromadorea; Rhabditida; Metastrongylidae. The record is from the annotation of a GenBank genome assembly.
AUGGACGUUGUGCUACUGUUAUUUCUCACUCUUUCCAUUAGGGCGGAAUUGAAGAACGGCGUUGAAUCGAGAGAUGAACGCUUGGCCAGCGAUGACAAUUUCGAAAAUGAACUCGAACAAGGAUAUCAGAUGCUAAAAGGCGUGCCGAAUGCCGAUAAUACAAAGGAACUUCUCGGGCAACUGCAUAAGAUGGAGCCGCAAAUCAAACAGGAACUCAUUCUAUCGCCAGAGCGGAAAGCUGAAUUACAGGAAGAAAUGAAGAAUUACGUUGAAAUCGAAAACGAUCAUGGUCAACUAAUGGGUCAAACAAUCGAAGAAAUCAAUUUGGACACCAAAGUAGACAGAGCACUGUUUCAAGGAGACAUACUACUUACUAAAGAACAAGCCGAUGAGAUCAUAGAGGACGUUAAGGAAAACAAAGCCAACCGCAGCAAACGACAGGCAUAUCGUGACAGUAGAUAUCCCAAUGCUCUGUGGUCAAAUGGAGUGUCCUAUUCCUUUCACUGGAACGCAACGCAUGGAGCAAGGCGGGUUUUCAGAAAAGCUACCCAAAUAUGGCAGGACGAAACAUGCAUUAAUUUCUUUGAAGAUAACACAGCUUCGGGUAGGAUUGUCGUCUUCCAAGGUCCUGGAUGUUAUUCAAAUAUUGGAAGAAUUGGAGGCAUUCAGACUCUCUCAUUGGGGCCGAGAUGCGAACAGAACGGCUGGAUAUCUCAAUUUACAAAGCAAAGUGAACACACGAACUUUAACUAUAACCUGACCUACGACUAUGGAAGCAUUAUGCAUUACGGAGCAUUAAGCGUCUCACGGAACGGUCAACCUGUCAUGGUCCCACGUGAUAUGAAAUAUAUCCAAACUCUUGGAACACGCGUACUUUCGUUCUACGAGAAACUGAUGAUGAACCUUCACUAUAAGUGUCUCGACAAAUGCAAGAGUGAGUCUUCAGCAAAGUGCAAGAAUGGUGGGUUUCCACAUCCAAGAGACUGCUCUAAAUGCACCUGCCCAAGCGGAUAUGGCGGAACACUUUGCGACGAAAGAGUUAACAGAAUUAGCAAUAAAAAGACACUAACAGCUACCACCUCCUAUCAAACGCUUGAGGACACCGUGGGUGAGAGAGGUGCACGUAAUGCAAAAGAUGAGUUUACGAUGUGCCACUAUUGGAUUAAGGGACCAGCUGGCUCAACGAUCGAGGUGAUACUUGAUGAGUUCUCGCACGGCGUGUCUAACGAUGGCUGCAAUUAUGCUGGAGUUGAAAUUAAAACAGGAAGUGAUAAACGUCGUACUGGUUACAGAUUCUGUUCUCCAAGAUUUGCUGGAACAUCCUUGGUCUCUACGCACAAUAUCGUCCCUAUAAUUACAUUCAGCAGGCUCUACGAAGUCAAAACCGUCUUACGUUAUCGAAUCGCUUCCACUGGAACGGGUGCUGUGGAUACGGAAACUGAGGGGGACGAGACAACUCCUCAGCCAGCUAAGAAGCCCAACAAAAGCUGCAAAGACAUUAAUCUGUGUACUAAAUUGCUGCAGUGGGACUUCUGUAAUGAUGACAACUACGACGACAAGUUUAAGAAAUUGGCCUGCCCGAAAUCAUGCGGUUUCUGCUAG